CUUUUACCGUUACGUCGUCGCCGCGACCGACGUUUUUCCCUUUUUAUUCCUCGGCGCGCUGCGCAAUGCUCCAGGAAUUGUCGCACAUGGACCGUAUAACGCAACUUCAGGAUGAAAUUGAACAGCUCCUCACUAUCAUGUCGAACAGCCUCGCCUACCUCACCUCUCGGUCGAAUUUUCUUCAAGUCAACGCGGCUGUUCCUGUUACAAAGUCGAGGAACCCAGAGAAGUACGAUGCCGUAGAGAUCUUUGAAGGCAAUAAACGGGAACUCGUUACGGACUUGUUGACGAAGGCAAAGCAAGUUGAAUAUCUCAUACAGUCCCUGCCACAGCCAGAGGAAGAGGAAAAUCAGGCAAGGAGACUGCAAAGGCUUGAAGAAGAAAUGAGCGUGGCUAACGCUGAAUACGCCGGCGCUCUGAAGAGGACGAAGAGCCUCCAUGCGCAAGUGUCGGAAAUUCUCAAAACGAUGCUUUCCGACAAUCAUAGUCUUGCUCGAUGAAUUUGUUGCCUGAUCGCUAGCGGCUGGUCUAGCCAUUGUGGACACGAACGAGGAUGUGCCGACGCUCACUCCGGUGAUGACACCAAUGUACUUCGCUGAGUGGCCAGGCCCUCCAUUUACCGGCGCUGGCCGUACCGUACUUCUAUUGACGUAUGUACGGUCAUCCAACACGGAGGGAGAGCGGGAAAUGUUUACCGACGUCGCGACUUGCCUUCAAUCGAUUGUGAAUGUCAAUCUUGCUAGCUACUUGGCGAAUGGUUAAGCGACGUCAGUGCCUUGUCGAUACGUCGGUGAAAGAUCCUAUCUACGUCUGCCAGCCGAUUCGAACAGUACGGAUCUGAUGGCGGCUCCGCUCUGUACGCGCUCAAUAACCCGAGCAAGCCGUCGCCGGUAAUCUACUCUGGCAUGGAUGGCGUUAGAGCAGCGGUCCGCU
Messenger RNA from Desarmillaria tabescens, 933 nucleotides. RefSeq lists its product as uncharacterized. Gene Ontology annotation, molecular function: transcription coregulator activity. The transcript has 6 exons. Gene Ontology annotation, cellular component: mediator complex. The record is from RefSeq and is a predicted model, not a curated record. Lineage: Eukaryota; Fungi; Basidiomycota; Agaricomycetes; Agaricales; Physalacriaceae. Gene Ontology annotation, biological process: regulation of transcription by RNA polymerase II. Bases 66 to 500 code for a protein of 144 amino acids.